Didymodactylos carnosus is the source of this 1503-nucleotide messenger RNA. The record is from the annotation of a GenBank genome assembly. Lineage: Eukaryota; Metazoa; Rotifera; Eurotatoria; Philodinida; Philodinidae.
AUGUUCGAUUGGCUAUAUCAGUCUGUUUUUAUGGCGCAUACUGCCACAAAAAAAUCAGUACCAUCUAUAAAACCUGAUUUCAAUUUUUCUCAAGUAAUGGAUAUAUUUCAACUGGAUAAUCUUUACACAAAAUCUUAUCCAUUCAUGACAUGUCCACAAACCAUUGAUCAUUACAGAAAAUCAAAGGUUAUGUUUCUUAUGCGUGGUUUACCCGGUUCUGGAAAAUCUACAUUAGUUGAUAUCUUGAAAAGAAUCUAUUCUCAUUCGUGUCAAGUAUGUUCAGCUGAUCACUUUUUCAUGUCUGAAGAAACAGGUGAAUACAAAUUUGAUCGAUCAAAAAUAUCUGAUGCACAUCAGACAUGUCAGCGAAAUGCAGAAGAUGCAUGCCGCGCCGGUAUUAAUGCAAUUGUGAUCGAUAAUACAAAUAUUCGUAUGGACGAAUGUAAAUUUUAUUUUCAAAAAGCAUCACAAUACGGAUAUAUUGUUGUUAUUGUUGAACCACGAACACAAUGGAAGAAAAAUGCACAAUAUCUAGCGACUCAUAAUAUUCAUCAGGUCCCAUUAGACACAAUACAAGCACGUUUGCAUCAAUAUCGUCCAUUUAUACCCUUCUUUUUUGGUCUCUUUGUUAAUCAUGAACAAUCGACGACAAUUAUUGAACAAGCGUACGACUAUUAUCAUCAAGCACUUCAAACAUUUCCCAUGUUAAAAAAAGAUUUGGAACGAAUUAGUCGAGAAAAAAAUGUUUCUGUGAAUAGUCUGUUAAAUCGUUCGAAUAUGAUUGGUACGCCCAAACUUCUCCAUUGUACUGUAAAAUUUAUUGGAAAACCUACGGAUCAAAGUCGUCGACAGUAUACAGAUUAUGCUGGAAAUGUUCGUGUAUCUCAUCUAUUAGGUAAACUAUGUUCAGCUUAUAUUGUUAGUUUUAUAAUUACUCCACGUACAUUGGGCGCACGUUUAAUAUUUCCUGAACGACAUACAUGGUCAAUAUGGGAUAUGAAUGAUGAUGAAGCAUUUGAUAAAAAUAAUGGAAGUCAAGGUGAUCAAAAAGGAUGUGAAAUGUGUUCAUCAUUGAUGGUAAGAUCAUUUACAGAAGAUGAAGAACAACAAGUUGAUAUUAUUGAUGUAGAAGAAAAUUUUGAAGAACAUGAACGAGGAUUGCAAUCGACAUCCGCAAUUAGUGAUAAACCGUUGUGUCAGCGUUGUUCAAUUCGUUAUGAGCAAGCUCGUUAUCAUCAAUCGACAAUAUUACAUCCUACCUGUGGUUUUAUGUCACGUGCACAUUUUACAGUGGGUGUAGCGCCUGGUUCAUCAGCUGUUCAAACUGGUCAAGAUCUUUUGUCAAUAAUUCAAAAAGAAUCAGAUUUACAAAAGUCAUGUGUAGCAUUGUGUGAUAAUAAAUUGAAUCAGACAGUAAUGAAAUAUAUGGGCAAUGGAGAAUGUGCUGUUUAUCUUAAAGAACCAAUUCUCGUUCAAACAAUAUUUAGUGGGGCAUUUCAUUAG